CAGUAACCGAGACUCGACAUAGCCGCUACGACCACAUCCUAACGAAAUCAAGUCCUAAGUCAGACCAUCCACACUCCCGAUCACUCACGAAGAUGGCCGGCAAGAAGGGUAUCCAUUUCGGUGGUGGUAACAUUGGUCGUGGCUUCGUUGCAGAGUUCUUGCAUAACUCCGGCUACGAGGUCGUCUUCAUCGACGUCAUGGACGCAAUCAUCGAGAAGCUGCAACAGACCAAAAGCUACACCGUAACGGAGAUCUCGUCAGAAGGGCAGAAGACUUUCACCAUCGACAACUACCGUGCAAUCAACUCCAAGCACGAGAUGGAUAAGGUGAUCGAGGAGAUUGCCACUGCAGACACUGUGACCUGCGCGGUCGGCCCGAACAUUCUGAAGUUCAUCGCCGAGCCGAUUGCCAAGGGUAUUGAGGCUCGCAAGAAGAGCGAGCCACUCGCGGUCAUUGCAUGUGAGAACGCUAUUGGUGCCACGGACACCCUCCGCGGCUUCAUCGAGCAGAAGCUAUCGGAGGACACGAAGAAGAACAUCAAGGAGAAGGCCAGAUUCGCCAACUCGGCUAUUGACCGUAUUGUGCCAAUCCAACCCGCUGAUGCUGGCCUCAACGUACUCAUAGAGAAGUUCUACGAGUGGUGUGUGGAGAGCGAGCCGUUCAAGCCGGGCAACCCACCAGAUAUCAAGGGCGUCCACUACGUCGAGGAUCUGCAGCCGUACAUUGAGCGCAAGCUCUUCACUGUCAACACCGGCCACGCCACCGCUGCUUACUACGGCCACAACAGGCACAAGCAGUACGUCCACGACGUGCUCGCGGACAAAGAGCUCCACGACAUCGUGCAGAACACGCUUAAGGAGACGGCCCACCUGAUCUGCUCGAAGCACAGCCAUAUCGACAAGCAGGAGCAGGAGGAGUACGUGCAAAGCAUCGUCCAGCGUAUCAGCAACCCGGAGCUCAAGGACAAUGUGGAGCGUGUCGGCCGUGCGCCUCUGCGCAAGCUUAGCCGGAAGGAGCGCUUUAUCGGCCCUGCUGCACACUUGGCGGAGAUGAACGAGAAGUAUGACUAUCUGCUUGGUGGCAUCGAGAUGGCGCUGCGCUUCCAGAACGUCGAGGGCGAUGAGGAGUCUGCCGAGCUGGCGAAGAAGCUGAAGGAGAUGGAUGCCAAGGAGGCCACGAAGAACAUCACUGGCCUGGAGGAAAGCCACCCACUAUUCAAGGAUGUAGUGGCGAGGGUCGAAAAGGUGCAGAAGGAGAGCUCCUGAACAGGGUUUCGAGACACUGCUUACAAGCUGUGAGAUUGGGGUCGGUAAAAUGCGAAAUGGAAUGAUAUGAUGACUUCAUGUGGCACGCUACGAGGAUGGUCGCGUAGCUAGGAAGGCGUUGAUGACAAGUCACUACGGGCAUAGCGUGUGCAGAAGUCAUUGACUGAUCUAGCAUCUCGGUUAUAUGUCUUUGUCUGUGCAGCUGAACGGCCUGGCGCUUGCACAGUGCGUGCCUUCUCGUCCAAGCCACAUGUCUGCGCCGCUACCCUGCAUCAUGUGAAUCAGACAUUGAAUCUCCCCUUUAUAACCCUACAACCGCAUGAGUUACCUAGGAAUCUACAGUGCGCCCGUCUUACCAAGAACAA
Messenger RNA from Baudoinia panamericana UAMH 10762, 1630 nucleotides. RefSeq lists its product as uncharacterized. Lineage: Eukaryota; Fungi; Ascomycota; Dothideomycetes; Mycosphaerellales; Teratosphaeriaceae. The record is from RefSeq and is a predicted model, not a curated record. Gene Ontology annotation, molecular function: mannitol-1-phosphate 5-dehydrogenase activity. Gene Ontology annotation, cellular component: cytosol. Bases 93 to 1265 code for a protein of 390 amino acids. The transcript is spliced from 2 exons. Gene Ontology annotation, biological process: mannitol catabolic process.